Molecule: messenger RNA, 2186 nt
Organism: Lates calcarifer (barramundi perch)
Lineage: Eukaryota; Metazoa; Chordata; Actinopteri; Centropomidae
Gene: cth
Product: cystathionase (cystathionine gamma-lyase)
Exons: 12
Coding region: 100-1329 (409 amino acids)
Biological process (GO): transsulfuration
Cellular component (GO): cytoplasm
Molecular function (GO): cystathionine gamma-lyase activity; pyridoxal phosphate binding
Source: RefSeq, a predicted model, not a curated record
AGGGACAAGCGCAGCGCACAGCUCUGUUAAAUGGCCUGGCCCUUAACCAUACAACGGUAAUGCAUACUCACCCCGUGUUCACUCUGGUGCGUGUCUGCCAUGGAUCAAAAGCACACACAAGACGAGCAGAACGACGUGUCCGUCGGUUUCCGCACGGCCUUUAAAUCGUUCGCCACAGAGGCUAUUCACGUCGGUCAGGAGCCCGAGCAAUGGAAGUCAAUGGCUGUGGUGCCGCCGAUUUCCCUCUCUACCACGUUCAAGCAGCACGGACCGGGAAAACACGCCGGGUUUGAAUACAGUCGGAGUGGAAAUCCUACAAGAAACUGUCUUGAGAAGGCUGUGGCAGCUCUGGAUGGAGCAAAGUACUGCCUCGCUCUCGCCUCGGGGCUGGCAGCCACUGUGACCAUCACUCACAUGCUCAAAGCAGGCGAUGGGCUCGUCUGCAUGGAUGACGUGUAUGGAGGCACAAACCGCUACUUCCAAAGAAUUGCCGCUGAAGUUGGCCUGGAGGUGUCUUUUGCUGAUUGUACAAAGCCAGAGCUGCUUAAGGCUGCACUGAAGCCCAACACUAAACUGGUGUGGAUUGAGACGCCCACCAACCCCACAAUGAAGGUUGUUGACAUCAGGGCCUGCGCCGAUUUGGUCCAUGAGCACAACAAAGACAUAGUGGUGGUCGUGGACAACACCUUCAUGUCUGCCUACUUCCAGCGCCCCUUGGCUUUGGGAGCUGAUAUCUGCAUGUAUUCAGCCACCAAAUACAUGAAUGGUCACAGUGAUGUGGUAAUGGGUCUGGUUUCAGUGAACCGAGAGGAUCUGUAUGAGCGACUGAAGUUUCUGCAAAAUGCCCUGGGGGGCGUACCAUCUCCCUUUGACUGCUUCCUGUGUAACCGUGGACUGAAGACGCUACACCUGCGUAUGGAGCGGCACUUCAAGAAUGCCAUGGCCGCUGCCAAGUUCCUUGAGGCUGAUCCUAGGGUGGAGCGGGUCAUCUUCCCAGGUCUGCGCUCUCACCCUCAGCACGAAGUGAUGAAGAGACAAUGCACUGGGUGUCCAGGAAUGAUCACCUUCUACAUUAAGGGGAAACUGGAGCACGCCACCACCUUCCUCAAUAGCCUCAAGAUGUUUGCAGUAGCUGAGAGUCUCGGUGGUUAUGAAAGUUUAGCAGAACAUCCGGCAAUUAUGACCCACGCGUCAGUGCCAGAAAAUGAAAGAAGUGUGCUGGGGAUCAGCGACACUCUGAUCCGUCUCUCUGUGGGACUGGAGGAUGAAGCCGACAUUAUUGCAGACCUAGAGCAAGCGCUUGCUGCUGCUCAUCCAAAGAAGGAAUGACAUGUCUUCAGGCGUCCUCGAGGCUGAGGUUGAAUCGGUUGAAGUUGGGAUAGAGACCGGAGGUACCUCAAGUCGUAAAUCAUCGCAGAUCAACACGUGGUACCUCAGUUCAGCGCACAAACAGCACCUAUCAGGGAACAAGCUGUUCUUUAAAAAAACUUAAAAAAAUUAUACUGUCUGUGAAUAAUUAACACAAUAUGUAACUGAGAAUCUUUUAAAUGCCUCUUUUACUAGAGCAUCAGUUGUGAUCUUAUUUAUCUUAUGCUGGUUUUGCUUGUUUCUACGUUCGUAUGUGUUUUGUUUUAAUUUGAAAGGCUUCAAUCGAGCAAAGUCCUAUUCAGUCAAGACUGACACAGUAUGAGUUUUUGCAGGAAAACACCAAACAUAAUAUUUUUUUGUUCAGUUUUGCCAUCAAAAACAGUGUACUCCAGGCUGCUUGCUAGUUUUGAUGCAUAGAUCAAUCUCUAAAUACAAACUUUUAUAUCACUGUCCUGCAGCUGUAAUCUGCAUUACAUACAUACUUGCCAUAUUUCCUAAAUCUGGCAUAGUUUGCGUUGUAAAACAUGUAGAUGUAUUAAUGAAUUCUCGUUAGUCAAACUAACCAGCCUCAGACAAAGCUAAUGCUGCCACCUGCUGUCCAAAAGUCAGAAAUAUUUUAUGAUGCUGUCAGCAUCUGCACCAAGAAUUUAGAAGCUCCACAUUAGCUUUAGAUGAAUAUUAUCACAGUAUGAAGAACAAAGAAUAUUUGCAAAAAGAAUAUGAGUAGAAAUGUGUUAAUUUUGUUGCAGAAGCAAAAGCAUAAACUGGAUGCCAGUUUUGUUUGACUAGAACUUGACAUUAUGCUUCAAGUGUAUGUC